AUCCUCAUGAUUCCCAUUGAAAAAAAUAAAAAUGAAAAAUAAGAAGAACUUUUCAAUUUUUUCUAUCAAAAAAAACAAUAUUUGUGUGUUUUCACGCAUGUUUAAUUAUUCCAAUUCACAACAACUCAUAGGCAGGCGGGACUUGGUCCAAGUCCAACUAAAGCAAUUAAUUUAAAUUCCCUUCACCUCCAUUUUCUUCUCCAAUUCUGAGCGCCUCCACCCCAAUCAUGGCCAACCAAAAACUCUCGCCCUCCUUCCUUGUUCUCUUCUUACUCCUUCUCUUCUCUACCGCUAUCAGCGCGGCCAACUCCGAUUUCUUCUCUAAGAGCCUCUCUCCUUCUUCACUCAAACUCAAGCAACAGAAACUCACCCACCUCCACUUCUACUUCCACGACAUACUCUCCGGGCAAAACCCCACUGCCGUCCGGAUCGCACAAGCACCAAUCACCAAUACCUCCACCACCUCCUUUGGCGCCGUGGCUAUGAUUGACGACCUUUUGACCUUUUCGCCCGACAUCAACUCCACCCUGGUAGGAAGAGCUCAAGGGCUUUAUGCGUUGUCAUCCCAGGAGGAAGCAUCCUUAAUGAUGGCGAUGACCUUUUCGUUCUUGGAAGGGAAAUAUAAUGGGAGUGCGCUCAGUGUGUUGGGGCGGAACCCGCCGUUUAACACCGUGAGGGAGAUGCCGAUUGUCGGCGGCAGCGGGCUUUUCCGGUUUGCUCAAGGAUAUGCUGAGGCGAGGACUAAUACCUUUAAUCUCACUACGGGGGAUGCUUGCGUUGAAUAUAAUGUUUAUGUUCUCCAUUACUGAUUAAUUUAUCUGAUCAUCAGAUUGUUGCUUUUGGUCCGGUCAGUUCUGUGUUUUUAUGCCUUAUUUACAUUUUUUUUUUUUUUUGUUCUUUGAUGGAGCCUGAUUUACUUUGUUUAAUAUAUAAUAAGAGUGUCCUCUGUGGGUCCUCCCAAAUGUAAGAGUUUGAAUUUUUAAAUAAAAAAUUUUAAAUUUG
Molecule: messenger RNA, 1002 nt
Organism: Rubroshorea leprosula
Lineage: Eukaryota; Viridiplantae; Streptophyta; Magnoliopsida; Malvales; Dipterocarpaceae
Source: the annotation of a GenBank genome assembly